CGAACGAACCCAACCUGUCUGCCUGUCAAACGUCAUCGAACAUUCUUCCCAAUUCCAAUUUCAAUUUCAAUUUUAAUGUCAAUGUCAAUUUCAAUGACAUGCAUUUGAAUCCCCUUUUGGUGGAGAUCCCAUCCCGCGCGCGCAGCAAAACCCCCCCUGCUUCUCACCGGAAAGGGAUUCUCCAAUUCCCAAUUGCAUUGCAUUUCCUCCUCAGGUUUUGUGAGAUUGGGGCGUAAUUUCGAGGCGUUGCAUGAAAAAUAUUGGUAUGGAUGGAUAAGCUAGAGAUCGCAGAAUAGGGCGAGGAAUGUUGAAUUGGGUUGAAGGAAAAUGGGGUAAAUGCCGAUGCUUCUCCUCAACUUCGCGCGGAUUGAGCCAUCAUCACAUAUAACGAAAGGCUAUGGUGUUUUCUGAUCAGCUUUGUUUCUCCGAUGCUAUGAGAACCGUUUCGCUCCGUUUGGAAAAUGAGGAUUCGAGAGAAGAAAAGUACAGGUGUGAGUUAUCUUCUGCUAUUGAUUAUGGUGGUGGUUGGCGUGGAGAGCAAUCGGGAGGAGAGCGAAACCUUUCUCACAUAUCUAAUCGAUUCAGGGGUGAUUGAUCCAGAGAUGGCUGAAUUAUUUCGGGCUAAAUGCAGCAAUGAGUUACUACAUGCUAUGGAAACUUUACAAAAUCUUAAAUCAUCUUCGAGAAAGGAGAGGUUGGGUGCUGCUGAUGUUAAGCACUCGAAUGGACGGCCAUCCACAACAAAAAUGAAAGAUGAUGUACAUUUGUGGUGUCCUCGGGUGAAACAAAUUCUUCUAGAUUGCUCAGUGGAAAAAAAUCUCAUGCCUCCUUAUAUGAUGGAAGAGAAGGAUAUGAAUAAUUGGUGUGCGAGGUAUUCAGGUGCUUUAGUACCCCGGCGCUGUUCUUCUAGCCAUCGAGCAUUAGCUCAGUCGUCGACAGAGAUAACUGUUCAAACUGCCCCGAAAAAUAUGAUUGUCAUAGUAGUUGCACCUGUGACCUUUAUUGUUGCUGUCAUGCUUUGGUGCUGUAGAAGCUGCGGGCUUGGCCUUCCGGGAACUGGAAAUGAAGAGGGCCCUCUUCUCACCGUAAGCUUAAGUAGCAAUUCUGGUGCAUAUUCACAGAAGUCAGGACGUGUAGGAAGUUCAAAGAGUGAAGACAAGCUUGAUAUUCCGCUUCGAAUCACUGCUGGAGAAGCUAAUAGCUCGGCUGAAGAAUUUGUACAUGUUCCUCCAGCAAUAGGCCCGGCACCUGGAAUUCCACCAUUAAAGCCACCUCCUGGAAGGAAGAUUCCUCCAAGUGAACCAGCUCUUAUGUUACCUUCACCUCCUCCCAUACCUUCGGCACCUCCCCCUCCUCUUGUAUUGCUGGCACCUCCCCGUCCUCUCUUAACCCCUCCAAGCCCCCCUCUACAUGUGCCCCCAGCACCCCCGGCACCUCCGGCUCCGGCACCCCUAGCUCCUCCUGUGCCAUCAUCACCCCGGCCUCCUCCUAUUCCAUCAGCAGCAGCUCCACUUCCUCCUAUGCCGCCAAUCCGUCCACCUGUAAGACCUGUGGCCCCAUGUCCACCGCCACCUGGACCACCACCACCUGGACCACCUCCACCUCCUCCUAUGCGUUCUGCAGGUCCAGCUCCACCUCCUCCACCUCCUAUGCAUGCUGCAGGUCCACGACCACCUCCACCACCACCUGGACCUUCCAGGGGCCCAGGAAUUCCGCCACCUGGACCACCUCCGCCACCUAAAUCCUCUAGUGUCAAGGUUGGUCCUCUUCCUCCACCACCCCCCGGAGGAGGUAAUCCGUCUCGGACACAAUCUAUUGGUGUGAAACUUCCUGUGCCUCCCGGCGGAUCACCUUUUCCAUAUGGUACUAGUAAAGCAAAACUAAAACCUUUCUUCUGGGACAAGGUAGCGGCUAAUGCUAACGGUUCAAUGGUUUGGCAUGCAAUCAAAUGCGGAUCAUUCCAAUUUGACGAAGAGAUGAUGGAAAGUCUAUUUGGUUAUACUCCUCCCGGGAAGAAUGGAAAUGCGCCAAAGAAAGAGACUACAUCCCAGGCACCACCUAAAUUUAUUCAGCUCGUUGAUCCAAAGAAGUCACAGAAUCUGUCAAUUAUACUCAAAGCAUUAAGUGUGACUGCUGAAGAAGUUUGUGAUGCAAUUGAAGAGGGUAAUGAGCUUCCGCCUGAACUCAUUCAGACUUUGGUAAAGAUGGCGCCUACUGCUGACGAAGAGUUGAAGCUCAGACUCUACGAUGGCGACCUUACCAAACUCAAUCUUGGAGAUCGGUUUUUAAAACUCUUGAUCGAAAUUCCAUUUGCCUUUAAGAGGCUAGAAUCAUUGCUAUUCAUGUGCACGCUUCAGGAGGACUCAACAAUGUUAAGAGAAGGCUUCAUGGUCUUGGAGGCUGCCUGCACUGAGCUUCGCAAAAGCCGGCUGUUCCUCAAACUUCUCGAGGCAGUUCUGAAAACCGGAAACCGAAUGAACGAUGGAACAUUCCGUGGCGGGGCGCAAGCAUUUAAGCUCGACACACUUCUAAAACUAUCCGACGUAAAAGCCGUAGACGGAAAGUUGACAUUACUGCACUUUGUCGUUCUGGAAAUAAUCCGUACCGAAGGGAUAAGAGCUUCCCGAGCAUCCAGAGAAAUGAGGAGAGUAUCAAGCAUUGAGUCAGAAGAUCUCCUCGACGACCCCGUCCAAGAUUCGGAUGAGAACCUAAAGGACAUCGGCCUUCAAGUGGUCUCAAGUCUGAGUACAGACCUCAAGAAUGUGAAAAAGGCAGCGAUUUUAGACGUCGACGCCAUAUCAGGAACUGUUGCCAAGAUCGGCCAUUUGAUCAUAAAAGCCAAGGAGUUCUUGAGUUCGGAAAUGAAGAGCAUUGAAGAAGACAACGGAUUCCACCAAGCGCUAAAGCAUUUCGUGCAGAACGCCGAAGGCGACAUUGCGUGGCUGCUCGAGGAAGAGAAGCGAAUAAUGGCUCUCAUCAAGAGCACUGCCGAUUAUUUCCAUGGAAAGUCGGGGAAAGACGAGGGGUUCCGAUUGUUCACCGUUGUUCGGGAUUUCCUCUUGUGUUUGGAUAAAGUGUGCUUGGAAGUGAAAAGUGCUCCCUUGAAACCAAUCGGAAAAUCGGCUAAAAAGGAGGAGACAACAUCCCAGGAUUCUUCGUCGAAGACAAGUCCUGCGCCGCCGGAUCCUUCGCCUAAGGCUAAGACAGCUCCUCCUCCUCCUUCGGCUAAGACAGGUCCUGCGGAUCCUGGACGCCCCCCACCCCCGCCUCCACCCCCCGGUCUGCCUAGGACGGAUCCUGUACAACGGGUGUCUGCAGCAGCCAUUGCGAUGAGGCGAAUGGAUAAUUCAAGUUCGAGCUCAAGUUCAGACGAUGACUUGUAGGAGUAACUUUAGCUUAGCCAAGAUUCAUGGAAAUUCCGAGAAAGUGGUUGCACAACAUCAACUCAAUGCCUCCGGUGGUAGUUGCCGUGUGGCUGAUAAUGAGAACGAGAGCCAUUUUUGACACCGGAUCGAAGGAGACAAAUAGAGGUACAAAACAAGGUCGAAGAUCUUUACUUUUCUUGGGAAUUUCUUUUUGUACAUGGUAAUGAAAAUGUUCUUUUCAUUUCUUUAGAUUAUUACUUGAAAUGAAAAGGGGUAGGGAGCAUGUUGUAUUUAUCGAUCACGACUACUUUAAUUGCAACACCUAUCGAGGAUUCAUUGCGAUCCGGAUCACAAUAUUAUGCUUUGACAUA
Molecule: messenger RNA, 3736 nt
Organism: Andrographis paniculata
Lineage: Eukaryota; Viridiplantae; Streptophyta; Magnoliopsida; Lamiales; Acanthaceae
Product: formin-like protein 3
Exons: 8
Coding region: 462-3383 (973 amino acids)
Biological process (GO): actin nucleation; actin cytoskeleton organization
Molecular function (GO): actin filament binding
Source: RefSeq, a predicted model, not a curated record